Siniperca chuatsi (mandarin fish) is the source of this 3809-nucleotide messenger RNA. Its product is annotated as cytochrome P450 2K1-like. Gene Ontology annotation, biological process: xenobiotic metabolic process. Gene Ontology annotation, molecular function: iron ion binding; oxidoreductase activity, acting on paired donors, with incorporation or reduction of molecular oxygen, reduced flavin or flavoprotein as one donor, and incorporation of one atom of oxygen; heme binding. The record is from RefSeq and is a predicted model, not a curated record. The transcript has 14 exons. Lineage: Eukaryota; Metazoa; Chordata; Actinopteri; Centrarchiformes; Sinipercidae. Gene Ontology annotation, cellular component: cytoplasm; intracellular membrane-bounded organelle. The coding region runs from base 126 to 2471 and encodes 781 amino acids.
CUGUUUCCCUCACUGGCAGCUACAAAAGGCAUCUGUCCUGACCAAAACACUCACAGCGCCAAAGGCAGCAGGACAGGAAACUUAUUUUGUCAGUACACUGGCAAGAACACAUUGUCUUUUAAGUCAUGGGGAUAUCAGAUCUUUUUCUCCAGUCCUCCAGUUCUGUCUCCCUGUUGGGGGCUCUGGUGGUCCUGCUGCUCGUCUACCUCGUCUCCUCCUCCAUCUUCAGCUCCCAGGAGUACGGGAAGGAACCUCCAGGACCCAGGCCGCUUCCCGUGCUCGGAAACCUGCUGCAGCUGGACCUCAAGAGACCCUACAACACAUUGCUGGAGCUUUCCAAGAAAUAUGGAUCAGUGUUCACUGUCUAUUUUGGACCCAAGAAAGUGGUGGUCCUGGCUGGAUACAAGACAGUGAAGGAGGCACUUGUCAAUCAUGCUGAAGAGUUUGGAGACAGAGAUCCAAUGCAAAUUGCGCAUGAUUCUACUCAAGGAAAUGGAGUUAUAUGGUCCAAUGGUGAUUCGUGGAAAGAGAUGAGGCGCUUUGCCUUGACGAAUCUGAGAGACUUUGGGAUGGGCAAGAAGGCUUGUGAGGACAAAAUCAUUGAGGAAUGUGACUAUCUCAUUGAAGUGUUUAAGAAAUUUAAAGGAGAAGCUUUUGACACGACUCAACCAAUAAACUAUGCAGUCUCUAAUAUUAUCUGCUCCAUGGUUUAUGGCAGCAGAUUUGAAUAUGAUGAUCCAGUGUUUACAUCCCUGGUAGAUCGAACAAACAGAAAUAUUCAACUUGUGGGCUCCCCAUCAGUACAGGUGUACAACCUGUUCCCAUUGAUCGGUAAAUGGUUUGCUGACAGGAAGGAAGUUGAGAAGUUGAAUGCUGCCAAUAAGAAACAGAACUUACAGCUGUUCAGUCGUUUGAAGGAGACCCUCAAUCCACAGAUGUGCAGAGGCUUAGUGGAUGCCUUUCUGGUCCGAAAGCAAAAUCUGGAGUCCUCCAGUUCUGUCUCCCUGUUGGGGGCUCUGGUGGUCCUGCUGCUCGUCUACCUCGUCUCCUCCUCCUUCUUCAGCUCCCAGGCAGACAGGAAAGAACCUCCAGGACCCAGACCUCUUCCCGUGCUCGGAAACCUGCUGCAGCUGGACCUCAAGAGACCCCACAAUAAUUUUCUGGAGUUUUCCAAGAAAUAUGGAUCAGUGUUCUCUGUCCAUUUGGGACCCAAGAAAGCGGUGGUCCUGGCUGGAUACAAGACAGUGAAGGAGGCGCUUGUCAACUAUGCUGAUGAGUUUGGAGACAGAGAUCCAAUGCUAAUUAUGCAUGAAUUUAAUCAAGGAAAUGGAGUUAUAUGGUCCAAUGGUGAUUCGUGGAAAGAGAUGAGGCGCUUUGUCUUGACGAACCUGAAAGACUUUGGGAUGGGCAAGAAGGCUUGUGAGGACAAAAUAAUUGAGGAAUGUGACUACCUCAUUGAAGUGCUUAAGAAAUUCAAAGGAGAAGCUUUUGACACGACUCGACCAAUAAAUUAUGCAGUCUCUAAUAUUAUCUGCUCCAUGGUUUAUGGCAGCAGAUUUGAAUAUGAUGAUCCAGAGUUUGCAUCCCUGGUAGAUAACAGACAUGGUCAACUUCUGGGCUCGCCUUCAAUACAGGUGUACAACAUGUUCCCGUGGUUCUGCAAAUGGAUUGCUAACAGGAAGGAAUUCCACAGAUUGGGUGCUGCCAGUACGAAACAGAACAUAGAGCUGUUCAGUCGUUUGAAAGAGACCCUCAAUCCACAGAUGUGCAGAGGCUUUGUGGAUGCCUUUCUGGUCCGAAAGCAAAAUCUGGAGGAAUCUGGGAUUACCAACAGUCACUACCACUAUGAAAACCUUCUGAAGACCGUCAUGAAUCUGUUUUCUGCCGGCACUGUGACAACAGCAACUACACUGAGAUGGGGACUUCUGUUUAUGGCCAAGUAUCCAAAGAUACAAGACCAGGUCCAGGAGGAGCUGAGCAGGGUGAUAGGAAGUCGUCAAGUGCAGGUUGAGGACAGGAAGAACCUGCCCUUCACCAACGCUGUCAUCCACGAGACACAGAGACUGGCCAACAUCACCCCAGUAGCCAUUCCUCACAAAACUACCCAAGAUGUAACCUUCCAGGGUUACUUCAUUAAGGAGGGGACCACAGUGUAUCCUCUCUUGACAUCUGUCCUGUAUGAUGAGAGUGAGUGGGAGAGGCCACACACCUUUUAUCCUGCCCACUUCCUGGACAAAGAUGGGAAGUUUGUCACGCGAGAUGCCUUCAUGCCUUUUUCUGCAGGUCGCAGGGCUUGUCCUGGAGAAAGUCUGGCCAGGAUGGAGCUCUUCAUCUUCUUCACCAACCUCCUGCAGCGCUUUCGUUUCACUCCUCCACCUGGAGUUUCAGAGGAUGAACUGGAUCUGACUCCACAAUUACACCUCACCCUCGACCCCUUACCUCAUAAACUGUGUGCUGUCCCCUGUAUGUGAGGACGAGUAGGGUUUGAAAAUGUAAAAAGUAGUUUAACAGUAGUGAAAAUAUUUAAAACCUCUGAUGUGAUUAAGAAAAUGGCAUUAUGUUUUAGGUGCAACAAGUGGAUACUGUAGAAAAUAAAAUAAAAUGCAUUGUCAGCGAAUGUUUUGAAGGCUAAGACACUAAGAAAUAACUAAAUAUCCCACAUCUGGACAAGUGUACUUUCAUUCACUUGAAGGAAUUUCUUUUUGUAAGCAAGCAAUUGCCUGCAAGUUCGAGUGUUAUGUUGCCUCAGUAUAACCGGGUCUGGACUAUGAGUGUUUCAACUUUUCAAGUAUUUGGUGUUUGGCACCUUUCAGGCCACAAGCAUGCAGGGCUCACCAACAUGGUAUGUUGGUAUCGAGUAGAAUUAAAGCAAUAUGCAUCAUUAUUCUCUCCAAAUAUUAAGCUAUAGGUUACAUAAAGCUGAUAACAUAUCAAUUGAAGAGGUGUUUUAUUUUAUUUACUGUUACUAAUUGUAUUGAUGCUAUGUGUAGGCUAUACUAUUUUGGCUUACAAGGGCAAACACACUGUAACUUAACCGUAUAACGCCAGUUGUAUCAUAUUUGCUACAUGAGUUUCUGAGACCUCUACGUCAUUAACAGGAUCAAUACUUUACUGAAAAACCUGUUGUAUGCAAUCUGACACAGGUCUUCUGCGCUCUGGUGGCUUAUCCGUGCACUGCAGGCAGUAGUGGGCCUUUGAAUCCUAAUUCCAACAUGGCUGCCGUCUUGUAGUGAUUCACAAGCUUUUGGCAGGGAAGUCUCUGCUAAUUUUGAAAAAGUUACAGUAAGAAUAACAUUUAUAAUGUUACUGAUAUUUCAAUAUGAAUAUUUACUGUAUUGAAGAAACUAUAAUUACUUAAUAUUUCGUACCUUAUUUUAUAGUAAAAUUGUGUUGAAAAUGUUUGUAUCACAUUUGAUACAGCAGUAAUAUAAGGUAAUAAAUCCUUCAUUUGUCAUUGUAUUGCAUUUCAUGAUGCAUCUGCAGUAUGCCUACCACAAUGCCAAAAACACUGUUUUGAUGAUUUAAUUAAACUAACACUGAUUUUGCAGUGGACAUCUCACUUCCCAGUCAGUAGAACUUGUGCAAACACAAUCAAAAUAUGAGAAAUGUCCAAGGCUUAUGACCAGUGUCAAAACGACAUCGACUUUGGAAUACAAAACUCACCUGGUUUUGGACUCCACUAAUUUGAGAGAUAGUAUCAGAAAAGACAAAAUGGGAUGUUGAUCUUUUAAGGUGUACUAACUUUGGUGGGAGUUUCUGUAAUAAAGAGUAAUAAAAAGUUUCUGUAAUAAAAAUUGUAUUUUCCAGUA